AUGCAUGACCUUUUUUUGGGUAACAUCAGUCGCACAUGCUUGCUUCAGUCAGUGGAAGCCUUGUCGCUUUAAGGCCACAGGAGCCCACGCAGGAUUUUAAUUCUUUGCCAUUCUGUCAGCAGAGAGCCACAAGUGGAACAAAGCUGGAAAGAUCCAGCUGAGGAGGCCAGCAAGUUUCUGCAAGCUGCUGAUGUGCACGGCAAGUGGGUCAGUUUGACAUCAUGAGUGACCGCUUCGACUGCAAAAACUGCAAAGAGUCCCUGUACGGACGCAAGUACAUCCAGGCGGAGGACAACCCUCACUGCAUCCCCUGCUAUGACCGCCUGUAUGCCAACACCUGCCAGGAGUGCAAAGAAAUAAUCAGCCACAAUGCCAAGGAGCUCUUCUACGACAACAGAUACUACCAUGAUCACUGCUUCCGCUGCGUGCGCUGCGAUCGCUCUCUGGCCGACGAGCCCUUCACGAGCCAAGACGACGCGCUGGUGUGUAGCGAGUGCUACGGCAACGAAUUCUCCUCCAAGUGCGUGGUGUGCGACAAGAAAGUCAUGCCUGGAUCAAAGCUGUUGGAGUAUGGUGGCUCCACGUGGCAUGAGCACUGUUUUAUGUGUCACGGAUGCGACAAGCCCAUCGGUGGCGAGGCCUUCAUCCCAGACAAAAACAACUACUACUGCGUACCGUGCUACGAGGGCAGGCUUGCUCCUCGGUGCAGCUGCUGCAAAAAGGCUCUGACUAGAGGAGGGGUGACCUACAGGGACGAGGUGUGGCACAAAGAGUGCUUCCUCUGCACGGGCUGCAAAACUCCUCUGGCCGGGCAACCUUUCACCUCGGAGGGGGAAAAGCCGUACUGUGUCAAGUGCUUCAGUACCCUCUAUGCCAAAAAAUGCGCCGGCUGCAACACUGCCAUCACAGGUUUCGGAGAUGGCAAAUAUGUCUCCUUCGAGGACCGACAGUGGCACCAGCCGUGCUUCAAGUGCUCCCGCUGCUCCGUGUCACUGGUCGGCUCCGGCUUCUUUCCGGACCGUGACCAGAUUCUGUGUACAGACUGCAACAACGACGACUGACCGCCACAAAAACCUCAGCUUUGCACACCAACACUGCAAACGCGCCUCUUCACUUCUCUGUUUUAGUAGUUACAUUUGCGAAAGCUAUAUGGAAACAUUUUAAUCCAUCUGGUUCAUUUACUGGCUUGAAUAUCAGAAAGGAGUCACGAGACUCCUUUGAAAUUCCAACAAAAUUUAAAACACGUCCAUCAUAUUUGUGGAUAUGUGUGUUGCUGAUGUUCGUGAUAGAUAACCAAGUUCAAGCAUUGCAACAAUGGAACACGCUUAUGUCAACAACCCGUCUAAGUCGACCAUCUCAUCAAGUUUUGUUUCGAAAAACUGCUUGCUUAAGUCGACGUCAACAUAUAAUAUUAAGAAACUGAUCCUAUUUAUUUAUUUAUGUUGGCACAAGCAUUCUGCAUGCAAUCAUACGAUCAUCAAAACCGAUUCAUAAAAUGAGCUGCGGUAACAUCUGCAACAACUUGAAACAAUUCCCAAGUUAAGUUUACUCACGGUCCCCCCCGACAUCUCACCACUCAACUCUAUUUGCAAAGCACUGACAUCGAUGAAAAACGUUUCUGUCGCCAUGUGCUGUAAUAAUGUCAACUUCCUCAUUAUCGCUUUUUUCCAAAAAUCUAUUAAUGAAUAAACCAUGCUGUUUCAUACAUUGAAUGCAGCCUUUUAUCAGUAAAACAAUAUGCAUAUUGAAGCAAAUUUUACAUAGUUUUUGCUUAAAUUAAGCAUUUUCAAGCAUAAAAAAGGGUAAUUGUAUGAAAAUACAAAUAUAAGGUAUUCCGAAGACGCGUUCAAAGACGCUGUGAAUGAUAAGUAGUAUUCUACACUGGUCACUAGGUGUCAGUAAUGUUACUGUAAUGUCCGGUGAGACACACAAGCACCCGAUUUGAUCGUCUGAAAAACUGGCGUUUAUUGUACGUUUGAAUCAUCUCACAACAGGCACAAUAAUCCCUAGCAAAAAUCCCUAAUAGAAACACAGGCUAAAGCUAAAACUCAAAUCUGAACCUCCGACGUCACUUCCUGUCCGUCACCCCGGAACGCUGGAACACAUUUACAGCAACACACAAGUCU
Messenger RNA from Dunckerocampus dactyliophorus (ringed pipefish), 2126 nucleotides. RefSeq names its product four and a half LIM domains protein 3-like. The coding region runs from base 222 to 1061 and encodes 279 amino acids. Lineage: Eukaryota; Metazoa; Chordata; Actinopteri; Syngnathiformes; Syngnathidae. Gene Ontology annotation, cellular component: stress fiber; Z disc; nucleus. The transcript is spliced from 6 exons. Gene Ontology annotation, molecular function: transcription coregulator activity; actin binding. Gene Ontology annotation, biological process: actin cytoskeleton organization. The record is from RefSeq and is a predicted model, not a curated record.